GUUAUUUUUUAUACAUUCAUACCUUUUUCAUUGGUACAGAAGGAAUACCUACUUUAAAAGUUUUGACGGAUUAGAAAUUGUAUAUAAAUAAUUAUUGUGAUUUGAUAUUUUUUUUCAGAAUAUAAUGUACCGAAUAUACUAUUAGUACCUAUUCUAACUAAAAUUAUGUAUUUAUGUGCGAGUUUGUGGUGACAGAGUCCUGUGCAGUAGAUAAGGUAAUGACCCAUACGAUAUGGGCAGAAUGAAGUGUACAGGUAAAUGCUUAAAUUAACAUGCACACCGUUACGUGAUCUUCUCGCUCACUCUAUAUAUUUUUCUAUUGUACAUAAACAGGCGAUAAUACCAAUAAUAGUCAUUAAUAUAGCUGAAGUCCACAAGAGUCGUUUAUAUAUUUUUCUAUUACACAGUUUGGAGACCGGACCUAACGUAGACCGUAGUCAUUGGCGGUGAUCACUAAACAUCGUGUUACAACAAAUAUCUUAUGCCAAGUUAUAAGUAAGUCUAUUGGAAUUUAAUUUAUAGUGUUAAGAAAUGUACUCAAGUAUUCGUUUUCGAGCGACGCGUCUUGAAAUCGCCUCAGCGUGUCUAUUGGGGCUGCUGUCCACGUUCGUCUGCUGCAGUUGUUCAGUGGCAGUAGAGGCAAGCGACGAAGGCCUACUCCUGACGCCCCUAAUACGGGCAGGUCGAAUCGCUGAAGCUCGCUCUGCAUGCAAUGUGACGCCCCUGAGCGGGGACAUCGAGAGCUACUCCGGUUACCUGACAGUAGACGAGGCACACGGUUCCAAUAUGUUUUUCUGGUUCUUCCCGGCCGAAAGCGGAAAAGCAAACGCUCCCGUCCUGUUGUGGCUACAAGGCGGCCCAGGCACGUCAAGCCUGCUAGGUGUGUUCAACUUGAAUGGCCCGUUCUCGGUGUGUAAGAGCUGUGAAGGCGAGCUCAAGUUGCGUGACCAAGCGUGGACGGCUACUCACUCGGUGCUCUACGUUGACAACCCGGUGGGAACAGGCUUCAGCUACACCGGUGAUGAUUCCGGUUACAGUACUGAUCAAAUGGAUGUUGCCCGGAACAUGUACGCCGCCCUGGUGCAGUUCUUCGAGCUGUUCCCCGAGUACCAGCACAACGAUUUCUAUGUGACCGGUGAAUCGUUCGCCGGCCACUACGUGCCGUCCUUGUCGUACGCAAUUCACCAGAACAACCCCGAGGCCCAGGUGAAAAUAAACCUCAAGGGGCUAGCUAUCGGAAACGGCUUGGUCGACCCUCUCAACCAGCUGUUCUACAGCGAGUUCCUUUAUCAACAUGGGUUUAUUGACGAAGACGGAAAGCACAGAGUCGAACAAAUCGAUAAUGUUAUACACGCUCAGAUCCUCGGCGAUGACUACAGGGGUGCGUUCCGGACAUUCGACGAAAUGUUGAACGGAAAAUUAUACCCGUACCCAACGCUGUUCCAGAACCUGACAGGAAUGAAAUACUACUACAACUUGCUGUUAGAUCGGGAGCCGCCAACGAACAAUGACUGGAAGGCGUUUGUGCAAAAGGCGUCCGUGCGGGCCGCGUUGCACGUGGGCCAACGACCCCUGAACAACUUCCAUUUGGUCUAUCAGCACCUGCUCGGCGACGUGAUGCGGUCGGUGGCCCCGUUGUUGGCCACACUAUUGGACGCUGGACGCUAUCGGGUUCUGCUGUACAGCGGGCAGCUCGACAUCAAGCUUCAUCACCGGGGCAACAUGCGCAUGGCCCAGUCGCUCGAGUGGUCGGGAGCUGAACGAUUCCGGAACGCAGCUCUGCGCACCAUUUGGUGUGUUCGUAAACAGAAGAAUGGUAACGAGACCACCUUAGCAGGUUACGCGACCGCUUCCGGUCCGCUGACAGUGCUGUUGGUCAGGGAUUCCGGUCACAUGGUGCCAGCCGAUCAGCCUGUUAAUGCUCUAGAUCUCAUCAACCGGUUCACCACUGGUAAAACGUUUUGACCAACAAUAAUGGAUCAGCGUCGGUCCGUCGACGACAAAUGACAAUACUUCACUACAGUUGAGUUGUUAUCAAAUACCUUUUACUCGCAAACCCUUGGAUCGUAUCUAACUAUCUAAGCAUAGACCGGACUUGUGAUGGAGGGUGGUAGUAUAACCGAUAGCUAUAUAAUAUUUUUAAGUAUUUAGCGUCACUUAAGAACCUAACCACUUAACAUUUAAAUAAAUAUAAUGUUGUAUAAUAAGUAAUAACCAUUUAAAUAUACAAUUUACAAUUUUCAAAAAUUAUUUUUAAUAUGUGUAGCCAAAAAUAAUCAUUGUGUGUUUCGACCACUCCAGAGUUCCUUCAUUUGAUUUAAAAUGAAAAAUGUAUCUUCAUUUUAUAAACAUUGCUUUAAAAUGUAGCUCACAUUGAAUUAACUUUAUAAAUGUUAUAGU
Molecule: messenger RNA, 2400 nt
Organism: Myzus persicae (green peach aphid)
Lineage: Eukaryota; Metazoa; Arthropoda; Insecta; Hemiptera; Aphididae
Product: venom serine carboxypeptidase-like
Exons: 2
Coding region: 532-1965 (477 amino acids)
Biological process (GO): proteolysis
Molecular function (GO): serine-type carboxypeptidase activity
Source: RefSeq, a predicted model, not a curated record